This is a messenger RNA of Acaulospora morrowiae, 828 nucleotides long. NCBI's taxonomy places the organism in Eukaryota, Fungi, Glomeromycota, Glomeromycetes, Diversisporales, Acaulosporaceae. The record is from the annotation of a GenBank genome assembly.
AUGGCCUACGAAGAUACGGAUAAAUUGGAAAUCCCCAUUACAAAGGUGCAAUGGGGUUUGCGCGGAGCUCAAGUCUUCUUCGCUUUUCUUUCAAUGUGUUGCAUUGCAGCCGUCAUCGCCUUUGAUAAUAAAGUCAUGUAUAUCACGCCAAUUGUUGGCAUUCCCUUUGUCUACUUAAAAUAUGGGAAAUUUAAAUCCAUGGCCAGAGCGCUGAGGGUAGUCAGAAUCGAGUUCGUUCUAACGGCAAUUUGGUGUGUUAUAUUGACCCUAAUGUCGAUGGCACUGAGUAUUGAGGUGGGCCUUAGAAAUUGUGAUCCUAGCUCAGAAUCUUUCAAUAAUUAUACAAGUGGACCAGACAACUCUACUUUCGUCAAUGGUUUACCGAGUACAUGUAGAACAGAACGUGCAGGAAAUGCGUUUGGAUGGUUUGCCGUUGGUGCCUGGUUGGUUUCUCUUGGUCUUUUGGCGCACGAGUGGUAUAGCAACCGACGUCAACCUUUGCCUAAACAUGAUGCUGAGGUCACGAUGCAUACAAAUUCAACUCGUUCAUCAUUGGAGGUUCCCGUUACAGAAGUUCAAUACAAUAGUCACCAUCAAGAACCAGUGAUGCAAAAUAUAAUUCCACAGCCGGAGCAAUCAGCUUACGUCGAUUACCCACAACCGCAGCAACCUGAAUAUCAACAUCCUGGGAUGCCACCACCACCUCAGCAUGGCUCACCCGCUAUUUACCCCGCAGGAAUGCCCAUUCCUUUACAACAGCAGCAACCAUCGGGUGGUUCUGGACCUGGUGGGGUUAAUUUCCCUCAGCCUCAUCAUUAUCAGCAGUAA